Paraglomus brasilianum is the source of this 387-nucleotide messenger RNA. NCBI's taxonomy places the organism in Eukaryota, Fungi, Glomeromycota, Glomeromycetes, Paraglomerales, Paraglomeraceae. The record is from the annotation of a GenBank genome assembly.
AUGCCAACGGAUCAAAACUCUACAAAUUUAACGGUAAAUGGGCAAUUUUAUAAUGGGUUACCAGAUGGAAUUCUUGACGAAAUUCAGAAGAGAUUUCUUGUCUGGAUUAAGAAUAAACUCAAUACAGCCUACGAACUGGUGGCUGGAUUUGUUAUGGAUCACAUUAUCACGAUAAUUAUUAUUGCUCUUGUUAUGUGCUGUUUUCCAUAUGUGUUUCUUAUGAUUAUUCGUACGAUGAUAGGCUAUACGGUUGAAGGAAUAGCUAAAGGCAGCAUGGCCGCUUUUCAUAUGUCUCUCUAUGGUGGGCACGUAGCUGCCGGUAGUCUCGUUUCUCUUUUACAAAGUGUUGGUGUACUAGGGUUUGCCAUGUUAUCCAAGUUGAAUUGA